AUGAUUUCAACAGUUUCAUUUAAUUUAAAUCAUACAGAUUUAAAAGAGAAUGCACCGAUGACAAUCAAGUCGAAAUCGGGUAGUGGAGGAGGUGGAUCAUCGACUCCGGGAUUGAGUUCCACCAAGCAAAAGUCGGUACUGGCCGGAACCAACACACCCAGAGGUGCCUUCAGAGAUCUUACCAAUGCAAGUGUUACUCCCCACCAUCAAUUGUCAACCAAGAACAAAAAGAUAAUACUCCAAACGACAACAACCGCCAACGCUACUCCAAAGUCAUUGACACCGGCGCAUCCAAAUAUCUUGUUUGUACCGUCCUCAUCGUCCUCGUCCACUUCCUUUAAGAAAUUGAAUUCUCAAUUGAUUAAACCAAUGGAGAAUAAGAAGAAAUUGGUAACACCAACACCGACACCAACAACACCAACACCAACAUUGAAGGAAUUAUCGUCGUCACCAGUUGCCGGAGAAGUCUCGGAACCUGUUCCACGCAUCGACGUAAUGUAUCCGGCACCAAAGAUCCCAUUGAGUAUCGAGAACAAGAUGAGCAACCAAAUGAUUAAAUCGAUGAUUAUGACACCGGCAUCCAAUCAUCUUUGUGGCCACAGCAACGACACCAGUACACUCUACGAGAAUUCCUACGAUGAAAUUGAUUUCUCAAAUUACGAUAAUACCAACAACAAUAAUAAUAGUAACAACAACAAUAAUAAUAAGAGUUUAAUUAGUAUUGUUCCAGAUUAUCUUGAUGAUAUCAACUAUAAUGGUUGCAACAUGGACUCAGAUCUCAUUGAACCACCACCUUCACCCCUCAUUUCAGAACCAAACAAUAAUCUUAUCAACAACACAUUUUCAUUUACAGAUUAUUUCAAUCAAAUCUUAUUGUAA
Heterostelium album PN500 is the source of this 879-nucleotide messenger RNA. RefSeq lists its product as uncharacterized. The transcript has a single exon. Lineage: Eukaryota; Evosea; Eumycetozoa; Acytosteliales; Acytosteliaceae. The record is from RefSeq and is a predicted model, not a curated record. Bases 1 to 879 code for a protein of 292 amino acids.